CAUGACAGACAACGAUAUAGGAUUAAAAGAUAUCAGGGUGGAAGAUAAAGAACACGGUAUGGAUGAUAAUCACAAUGAUGGAUUUGCAGCGCCAUCACAGCCUUACGUUGAUACAAAUGGAUUGGAGAAUAAGGAUACCAUGUUCUUCAGAGAUGGACGAAGACGGAUUGACUUUAUUAUAACCUACGAAGAUUUGCCAAAUUCGGAAGACGAUCUUCAAUUCAAAUUACUUCAAAAGCUAAAAUUUGAAGAAGAAUUGCAAAAUCAUGGUAUUGAAUUAGAAGUAGAGCCAAAAACGAAUUCCGUUAAUCAGACAACUAAUUUUAUUAAACUCCACGUAACCUGGGAUGGUCUUGUACGCGGAGCGGAACUUAUUAAAUUACAAAAGAGGCUAAAAUUUGAAAUGAGAUCCGAUUUAGAAGAUUUUGGAGCUGAUUGCGCAAUGUGUCCCUGUUUCCUACCCAACGAAGUAAUUACUGGACCGGACGAUGAUUUUUUUUCAGCCAUCUUUACCAAGAAAGAUAUGAAUUUAUUUGAUAUUCAAAAUGAAGAGUCAUUCUUUACGAAUGCUGAAAGAAGUCUAAUUGCUCAUGAAUUUCUUCAAAGAGCAAAAUAUCCUGAAAAUGAUAAAGAUGAUACAUUAAAACACGGAAUAGCUGGUCUUGUUAACAGAGGAAUUUACAAAUCAUACUUUCCUCUUCACGAACUACCUCCGGCAAAAAUCAAAAAAAAUUUACAAUUUUUUGACGGUCCCGACGUUGACAGAAGGCGUCUUGUCGAAACUUGGGCUCGGUGGGGUAAAAUGUUCCACUAUCAGCCUCUUGACGUCAUUCGCCGAUACUUUGGUGAAAAGAUAGGGAUAUACUUUGCGUGGCUAGGUUUCUAUACUGGUAUGUUGGUUCCUGCUGCUUUUGUUGGCUUAGCAGUUUUCAUAUAUGGCAUAUUGACUUUUAACAGUCAUCAACCAGUGAAAGAUAUCUGUGAUACAAAUGGAGUAGGAGAUAUUGUUCUAUGUCCUAAAUGCGAUGAAAGAUGCACUUUUACAAGGCUUCAUAGAAGCUGUAUCUAUUCAAAAAUUACUCAAAUUUUUGACAAUUAUGCAACAGUUGCUUUCGCAGUAUUUAUGGCAAUAUGGGCAACAUUCUUCCUUGAAUUUUGGAAGCGAAAGGAAUGUCUCCUCCAAUACGAUUGGGACGUGGCCGGCUUCGAAGAAGAUGAAAAAAUGCGUCCCGAGUACGAAUUCAAAUUAAAACCAAAAAAGAAGAAAAAUAAGAAUAUUAGAAUAAAUCCUAUAACGGCCGAAGCGGAACCUCAUAUGCCAGUAUGGAGUAAAACAACAAGAAAAUGUUUCUCUUUUUCAGUUAUACUUUUUAUGAUAGCCCUUGUACUAGCAGCAAUAUUUGGCGUUAUUGUCUAUAGAAUGAUUAUAGUAGGCGUCUUUUACGCAGUUCAUCACGAAAAAAUUCAAGAGUUUGCUGGAAUUAUUACUUCAAUAACUGGAGCGAUUAUUAAUUUAAUUGCUAUAACACUAUUAAAUAUGAUUUAUCAAAAAUUGGCUUAUAAGCUUACUGAAAUGGAGUCUCCAAGAACUCAAACGAAAUUCGACGAUAGCUUUACCUUUAAGAUGUUCUUCUUUCAAUUUGUUAAUUACUACGGUUCUAUCUUUUAUAUAGCCUUUUUCAAGGGAAAGUUCUCAGGAAGACCUGGCGAUGUUUCCACGUAUUUCUUGAAAAAAUACCGUCAGGAUGAAUGCGAUCCAGCCGGUUGUAUAGUCGACUUAUUUAUACAAUUGGCAAUUAUUAUGACUGGUAAACAAAUUUUGAAUAAUUUCAAAGAGAUUGCUAUUCCUUGGUUAGCUAAAUUUUGUAAGUCUAGAACUGCAAAGGAUGAAACAGAAGAAAACAAAUAUAUGAGAUGGGAACAGGACAAUGAUCUUCCUCCGGCUCCUGACACUAUAUUUGACGAGUAUCUAGAAAUGGUUAUUCAAUACGGUUUUAUUACGAUUUUCGUUGCCGCAUUUCCUUUAGCACCUCUAAUGGCUCUACUUAAUAAUAUUGUUGAGAUUCGUUUAGACGCUAUUAAAUUUGUCAAUAUCUGGAAAAGGCCUGUAGCUACUAAGGCUCAAGAUAUAGGAGCUUGGUACAGUAUCCUAAAGUUUCUAACAUUUAUUGCUGUUCUAUCAAACGCAUUUAUAAUUGCUUGGACAUCGGAAUUUGUGCCGAAACUUGUCUACGAAUUCUCAGAUUUAGUUACAUCAAACAAAACCCUCGACGGUUACGUCGAACACAAAUUGUCUUUCUUUAAUGUGUCCGAUUACGACUCGGUCAACAAAAAUACUGGUCCAAACGAAAAUAAUUGGAAAAUUGACGAAGAGGAGGGAAAAGCAAACUUAACUUUUUGCCGUUUUGCUGGAUACUACGCUUACAACUCUAACGAGACAGAAUAUAAGAAUCGCUACGAACAUACGAAAUUCUAUUGGAGAGUUUUACUAGCAAGGGUUUCCGUUGUUAUCAUUUUCGAGCAUUUAGUGUUUCUAAUAACCUGGAUAGUUGGCUUGCUUAUACCCGACGUUCCGGCGAGAGUUCAGCAGCUGGAAACCUACCAGAAACAAUUAGUUCGUCACCUUCUCUAUCAACAAAUGGACGCUGAUAAAGUAAACGAGAGAUCGUUGAGCGAUGGCCUACGGAAGAGGAAUAGUUCACGUUAUUCAAACAACGCAUACGGCGGAGAUGACAUCUAUCCCUAUUAA
Molecule: messenger RNA, 2749 nt
Organism: Dimorphilus gyrociliatus
Lineage: Eukaryota; Metazoa; Annelida; Polychaeta; Dinophilidae
Source: the annotation of a GenBank genome assembly